Temnothorax curvispinosus is the source of this 2725-nucleotide messenger RNA. RefSeq lists its product as uncharacterized. The record is from RefSeq and is a predicted model, not a curated record. Gene Ontology annotation, biological process: protein localization to cell surface; attachment of GPI anchor to protein; proteolysis. Gene Ontology annotation, cellular component: GPI-anchor transamidase complex. Lineage: Eukaryota; Metazoa; Arthropoda; Insecta; Hymenoptera; Formicidae. The transcript has 11 exons. Gene Ontology annotation, molecular function: GPI-anchor transamidase activity; protein binding. The coding region runs from base 318 to 2669 and encodes 783 amino acids.
GGCAUACGGCGAAACGUUUCGCCUUGUGCUGCUGCUGCUGCUGUUCCUGUUACUGCUGGCUGCCGACUACCAACUGUCGACUGCUUCUCUUAGUCUGCCUGGCGAUUUUUCGCGCGUUUAGUUUCGACUGCAGACGAAUCUGCGCGUCGCGCCGCGAAACAAACUCGUGGAGGAUCGACAAUCAUGUCGUGAAUCUAACGAGCACUCCACCAAAAAUCGUGGAUAGCUAAGAAAGACCGAUAUCUAUCAACGCUGAGGAUGCUGAGUUUACGUGGUGAAAACGAAGAUCCAAAUUGGAUAAGAAUCGGCACAGGCAGAUGAAAUGUGAAACACGAAGUCGGCACGUUGCAGACCUGACGGGAACGAAGGCGGAAGUUAAGAAAGCUGAGGUGAGAUUCACCGCAGGGAUAGCGGCACGUCGGGAGAGCACCUGGCGCGGGCCGCCUGAGAUGACGGCCUUGCGGCAGGAUAUCACGGUAUCCCCAUAUAGAACCUUCCUCUUGAUGUCACUAAUCGGAUUAUUGCUCCAAAUCCAUUCAACGACGGGUGGUAUAUGUUGGUCGUCUAUCAGUAACGGCCGUUGUAAAGAACUUCUAUCGCAAGGUGUUACGAAAGAAAAUUGUUGCGCAUCUAACGCAGCAGCAGCGACUGCCUAUUCCGACGAAGACCUGGACAGUGGAAGUCUCUUCUUCUGGAGAGUUCUUGGUGGUGGUGUGCAGUGUCGUCCUUGUCGAGAGAGUUGCGCGGAAGUGAAGUGCGAGGAAGGAAAAAAGUGCGUGGUACGUAGAGGAAGACCGAGGUGCGUGUGCAGUCCAGAGUGUAAAGCACCGCGUGGCGGUGGGCCGGUCUGCGGAACGGACGGCAAGAGUUAUAAGAGCCUGUGUAGACUCAAAAAGCGAGCUUGCAAGAAGGGCAGUCACGAACUCGCGGUUGCCUACAACGGCCACUGUCAAAGUUCGUGCGCACGGGUCCGGUGCGGCCAAGGUCGGAGCUGUCUGCUGGACCAGAACCUAAGCCCUCAUUGUGUGAGGUGCGCCCGCAGGUGCCCCCAAGCACUCCCGCACCAGGUCGUCGGCGCACGUCCCGUCUGCGGAGCCGACGGAAACACCUACAAAAGUGCCUGCCACCUGCGACUCGCCGCCUGCCGCGCGGGUCGCGCUAUUCCCGUCGCUUAUAAGGGUCAUUGCAAACAAAUCGCAGACUGUACUAAGAUACGCUGUCGAGAAGGCCAAACUUGUUUAUCCGAAAUGAAGUCUGGACGACCACGUUGCGUGACCUGUACCUAUCGUUGUCCCCGGAAACGGGAGCGCGCCCGGACUAGGGCGCAUCGUGAUAGAGGUCGAGAUCGAGAUCGAGAUCAGGACCGGGAUCGGGAUCGAGAUCCUUCAACAACUAUGUUAUGUGCGACAAACAACAUCACCUACCCCAGCUGGUGUCACAUUAUCAAGGACGCCUGUAUUACUGGCUUCGUUCUUGAAACACGGCACGCGGGUCCCUGUAACGCUUACGACACGGCCCCUCUUUAUAUCGAGGAGGACGACGCUUCGAGCAACUACGGGGUUGAUCUGGCGGAUGAAGAUACAAAAGUGAGUCAUGCGUACGCCAAAUCUCCUUAUGGCCUCCAUUCCAUACCAUUCUCGUACUUGAAGAUGCAUUUAUUGACAUCUUGUACGGCGACACUGAUAUCUCUUCUAGUAUCGUGUAAUACAUGGGCGGUAGCGGAUAACUUUGCGAAAACUGAACAUUCCAACAAUUGGGCAGUAUUGGUCGAUACGUCGCGUUUCUGGUUCAACUAUCGACACGUUGCAAAUGUUUUAUCUAUUUACCGAAGUGUCAAACGUUUAGGAAUACCAGAUUCACAAAUUAUUCUUAUGAUAGCCGACGAUAUGGCGUGCAAUCCUAGGAAUCCUAGACCAGCGACUGUUUUCAACAACAUUAAGCAGCAUAUCAAUGUUUAUGGCGACGAUGUGGAAGUCGACUAUAGAGGGUACGAAGUGACGGUGGAAAAUUUUGUUCGACUGCUGACUGGACGCUUAGCUCAGGAAACUCCAAGAUCAAAAAAGCUAUUAACGGACGAAGGUUCAAACAUCUUAAUUUAUUUAACUGGCCAUGGUGGUAAUGGAUUUUUAAAGUUCCAAGAUUCUGAAGAAAUCACUAGUCAAGAGUUGGGGGAUGCGUUGGAGCAAAUGUGGCAAAAACGAAGAUACCAUGAAAUUUUAUUCGUGGUUGACACUUGUCAAGCGAGUUCGAUGUACGAGAAAUUUUAUUCUCCAAACAUAUUGGCGGUCGCUUCUAGCUUAGUAGGAGAAGAUUCACUUUCUCAUCAUGUGGAUCCUGCCAUUGGUGUUUACAUUAUAGAUCGAUACACUUAUUAUGCGUUAAACUUCUUGGAAAAAGUCGAACCAUCUAGUACUAAAACAUUGGGUGAAUUUUUGAAAGUAUGUCCAAGAGAUUAUUGUCUAUCUACAGUGGGUGUAAGAAGAGAUUUGUUUAGAAGAGAUCCAGAUAAAGUACCAGUAACAGAUUUUUUUGGCUCACUUAGGCCUGUAGAACUUACUGCGAACAUAAUGAAUAUUUUACCUGUUAAAUCUAAUCGUACAAAAACUCAAGAAUCUGAAAACAAGUAUAAUUAUGUUGCACAAUUUCCCCAAGUAUCUCAGUAUACAUGAGUAAAAAGAAUAAACGAAAUGUUUCUUGUGCAUAAAUACAUUUAGUGUAAUUUUAA